This is a messenger RNA of Drosophila sechellia, 466 nucleotides long. RefSeq lists its product as uncharacterized. The record is from RefSeq and is a predicted model, not a curated record. The transcript has a single exon. Bases 128 to 265 code for a protein of 45 amino acids. Lineage: Eukaryota; Metazoa; Arthropoda; Insecta; Diptera; Drosophilidae.
GUCGCAUUAUUUUAAGCCUGAAUUGUUUUGAGCCCCUUUCCUUAGUCGUGAAAUCAACUUUCUGAUAUUCAAUUGUACAUUAAGGAAGUUUCUUUAAAAUCUAAAAAAAAAUUAAAAAACGCCUAAAAUGGUCAAAACUAGACGAUCGAGGAGAUCAAGGAGGAAUGCUAUUGUUGGUUUAGCCAACAUCGAAGAAUAUCAUGAACUUCAAGCCCUAAUACUGAGAAUUAUACGGAUUUUGGAUGCAAUGCCUGAAGCAGGUUGAUGGGAAUCCCUGCUAAGAAACUCUUCGUACUGGAGUUUUAUUAACUAUCUGAAUCGGGUGAAUAAAAUAUUGUUGGUCAAACACCUUGCGUAUUUGUGCAGCUUUUUCGCAUUAUAGAGUACACUUGAAACGACUUUCGAUGUCGCCAUUAGCAGAGUUUUCGCUGUUUGGAAAAUUUUGUGUGCGAGCGGAGUGAAAGAG